This is a messenger RNA of Pseudo-nitzschia multistriata, 2232 nucleotides long. NCBI's taxonomy places the organism in Eukaryota, Bacillariophyta, Bacillariophyceae, Bacillariales, Bacillariaceae. The record is from the annotation of a GenBank genome assembly.
AGCGAAAAUAAAAAUAAAAAAUAAGCAUUGCACGUUGGCCCUUGCUGAAAGCAACCUGCAACACAUGACACGAGGUUGAUUCAUCAAUCAGAUUCGAUGUGGGUCACUCUUUAUUUUGCAUCAUUGACAGCCACAAAUCUCAAGCCUAUAGAUAUUCCAAAUUUUCCAUCACAAGCCGUUGCUGCAAACUUAAUUUCAUCCCRGCAAAUAAAUUGUUCGAAGAGACGUCAACUUGAUUUUUGCUUAGCCACUGCGAAGUUCGUUAUACACCCUCUUUCGUCACGGUGGAAAAGGUAGAAGAGCAAUACUMAUAUCGACUAAGAUUGAUUCGUGUGAUCAUUUCAAAUCGUCUUCCGCAACGYAAAAGGGGUAGAAAGGCCAAAUGGCAUCCACUCCACCGAUUGUGAAACGACGAGAACACGAAGAAAACUCAACUCCUGCUGAUCUAGAAGAUGCUUCCGCAAACCGGAAAUUACCAUUCGAGCCAAAAGUUGACGGWAAACCGACGUCGAAAUGUCCCAAGCAGCAAUCUUCCUCAAAGUUAGCUCUGAUUCCAAUGCGAUCCGUAGCCUUCUCAAAAAAUGCCAAGCAGCAGCAACAACAGCCGUUAGAAGCCAAGCARUUUCCCAUCGUAUUGGGCCGGGCUAACUUGUCUCAGUGGUGGUACCAAUCCUGUGACUGCCAACAAUAUUAUUGCCGCCUCCAUUGCCGACCGGUUGCUCAAAACAUAGGGAGUUUGUCAAAGGUAAUGAUUCAAAUUGAUACAAAAGGGACGGCGCACAUCGUUGGCAAGAACCCACACUUGGUAACCAUUAUUACUCCCGAACGAGGUAACAACAACAACUACAACAAAAGCAGCAGCAAUGAUGCUAAGUGCGCUGCAGGUACCGAUCAAGAAUGCAACGACAACUCCCAGAGCAACAAGGACGACCACCACCAACCGAUUGCACUGCGUCCCAAUGAUAUUUUAAGUAUUGGUAGACGCGAUCGGGAACCUUGGAUGCGCUUUCAAAUCGUGGAGAACAACUUCUCCACUAGCGGUGCUGGUGGUUUGACAAAAUCUAGUUUGRUGAAUCACACGAACACAAAAAGUGAUGAUUCGAAAAAUGAACASUUGAAACCAAUUAACGAURUUACCGUGGAAGUUCCUACAAAAGGAGCAUCUCCAGAAGCAUGGAGACAAACACAGCUCUCACGCAAUGACCAUCAAGCAGAAAAUCCACCACAAUCACUAGUUGUAGCGGCGCCAGUUCCGAAUACUUCUGUACAGGAACGAAGUGUGCAUCACGACUCGCAGCUGCCGGAAUGGAUCACAACAACGACAACUACAAGCACCGGUCAAAAGAAACGAAAGAAAGCAUCUUCUGGAUAUCAAAAUUAUGGUAUCACCGAUUCCAAACAACAACAACAGCACCACGCUAUGGCAGCGACCUUGACCAAGGCAGCAGUCGCUGCUGGUGCCGCAGCGGACGCUGAUGAAAGAAACAGAUCAAAAAAAAACUAUCGCUACAAUACUUAUUACAACUAUUAUAACCACGGCAAUUACGACGUCGACUUCAACGCUCAACGCCGGCGGAGACGCUACAGCAGCUCGUCGCUUGCACCUUAUGGAUUAUCCUCGCAUAAUAACAAGCCUGUGAUUCGAUCUGCCGAAGAGCUAUACAACAGAGGAACAUCUCGCAGAGGAGGACGUCUUCAGGGGCACCAUAACGAUCCGCAAAUACAUUUGGUCUUCCAAGACUACGAAACAUCGGCACGACUGCUUAGAGCUGGGACACGAAGGGGAAGAAUUGAAAUGAGACCAUCCAAAGAAACAAAUAGGGAUUGCAACUAUAACAAUGRCGGUGGCAACACGCCACCGAGCGGUGGUGAACACCUAUGUUCAAGGAAGAUUCGACGAUUUGCCAGGACCGAUCGAAAUUUCAUCGGCAAGCCCAGAGAAGAAAGUAAGAGCUCUUCUGCUUCUGCACCGAAUGCUUCUUCGACGACAUACGGGAAAUCAAUGGGACUUCUAUCGCAAAAUUAUGUCGCAGCGUUGUUGGACGAGAGCACACCURCUGUGUCGGGAUCGACAAAACAGCGGGUUGAUGAAUCGACAGUGUGAAGGGAAGGACAUAGUGGAACGACCUCGAUGGAAACAAAACAAAGUACCAAAUAAUCACACCCGUAAUUAUUAUGCUAAACUAAAGAAUAGAUUCAUGGGUAUCAUUCAAAUAGAGUAACCAGUUACCU